UCCGCCCGCGCGCGCCCAGUGGGGCCGGGGCGCAGCGCCCCCUCUCCGCCCAGCCGCCGGGAGGACCCCCCUCCCAGGCCAGGGCCCCCGCACCCCGGGCCCCCGCGCCGGCCCUAUGCGCGGAGGGGCCGCGGGGCCAGGACGCAGCUCGCUCGGCCGCCCGCCCGCGCCCCGACCGGCGCCCCGACCCGCGCGGGGGCUGCAGCGGGCGGGCGCGGGCGCGGGCGCGGGCGCGGGCGGAGGCCGGGCCGGGCCGCGGGGCUGAGCCGGGGGCCCCGGGAGGAGGACGCCCGGGCGGGGCGGGGCGGGGUGGGGCGGGGUGGGCGCGCCAUGGCCCCGGGGCUGGCGCGCGCGUGCCGCAGCCUGGCGCUCUCAACAUGGCUGCUGUCCUUUUGUUUCGUGCAUCUGCUGUGCCUGGACCUGACGGCGGCCGAGCGCGAGGAGUGGUACACGGCCUUCGUCAACAUCACCUACCGCGAGCCCGCGGCCGCCGCGCCGCGCUCCGAGAAGAGCGAGUGCGGGCGCUACGGGGAGCACUCGCCCAAGCAGGACGCGCGCGGCCAGGUGGCCAUGGCGCUGGCGGCCCACGAGCGCCCGGCCUGCGACCCCGCCACCCGCUUCGCCGCGCCGCCCGGCGCCAGCUGGAUCGCGCUCAUCCCCAGGGGCAACUGCACCUACCGGGACAAGAUCCGCAACGCCUUCCUGCAGAACGCCUCGGCCGUGGUCAUCUUCAACGUGGGCUCCAACACCAACGACACCAUCACCAUGCCCCACGCGGGGGUUGAGGACAUCGUGGCCAUCAUGAUCCCAGAGCCCAAAGGGAGGGAGCUGGUGAGCCUGCUGGAGCGGAACCUCACGGUGACCAUGUAUAUCAGCAUCGGCACACGCAACCUGCAGAAGUACGUCAGCCGCACGUCCGUGGUGUUCGUCUCCAUCUCCUUCAUCGUGCUCAUGAUCAUCUCGCUGGCCUGGCUGGUCUUCUAUUACAUCCAGAGGUUCCGGUACGCCAACGCCAGGGACAGGAACCAGGACCCAGGUUCGAACCCCAGUCCCCACCUGCUGGGUGAAAACUUUGCGAAUGGUGAAGCAGGGCUGCAGCGCCGACUAGGAGAUGCAGCAAAGAAAGCCAUCAGCAAGCUCCAGGUCCGGACCAUCAAGAAGGGGGACAAGGAGACGGAGCCCGAUUUUGACAACUGUGCUGUCUGCAUCGAAGGCUACAAGCCCAAUGACGUGGUCCGGAUCCUGCCAUGCCGGCACCUUUUCCACAAGUCCUGUGUCGACCCCUGGCUCCUAGACCACCGCACCUGCCCCAUGUGCAAGAUGAACAUUCUGAAGGCCCUCGGCAUCCCGCCCAAUGCCGACUGCACAGACGACCUGCCCACUGACACGGAGGGCUCCCUAGGUGGACCACCCACCAACCAGAUCACAGGUGCCAGCGACACGACCGUGAACGAGAGCUCGAUCACCUUGGACCCAUCUGCCCGGCCGGUGGGAGCCUUACAGGUGUUCCCGGACCCGGACCCCACCCCACAGGAGGGAGACGGCAUCUUUACCACCAGUAGUGAGCGGGAGCCGGCUGUCAGCAGUGACUCAGACAUCUCGCUCAUCAUAGCCAUGGAGGUCGGCCUCUCCGACGUGGAACUCUCCACCGACCAGGACUGUGAAGAGGUGAAGUCCUGAGAUGGUGGAUGAGGAAACAGGGGUGACUGGACCUGAGGGGAGCCUGGGCAGCCACACCCCAAGGCACAGGCCUGGCGCACAGGCCUCCCGAGCCCCCUGGCACUCCAGCGCCUCCACGGGAGGCUGGCACUGAAAAGCAAUAUCCAAAGUCACAGCCGCCCGGAGCCCGCUCCUCUGUCCCUCUGUGGCCGCCCUGGGAGGAGCCAAGAGCCCGGGCUCCUUCCCAGCACAGAGACCCAAGGAGUGGCUCACACUGGCCGGAUGGGCCCCUUCCAGGCUUCCUGGUUCCCCCGCAGCUUUGUCCAGGUCUAGGUCUCUGGUUUGGGGAAGGGCUUUGGUUUCUCUGGCUGUGUCUUCUGCUGGAACAUGGGCAGCUGGCCUUAGCGUCCAUUCUGUCCUUCCCCUCAUUGCUCUCGGCCCCGCUGGCCUGGGCUCCAUCUCCAGAUUGGGGAGCUGUUCAUUCAGCAUGGGUUGUCAUGGUUUGGGGAGGCCCAGGCCAGCUCCCGGUGAGGGUCUGACUCCUUUUGAAGCUCUGAGCUGAGGCCACUGCUGCUUCUGUCCAGCCGCUUUGGUCACUCUGGGUGGCAUCUCCUGCCGCCCCCGUGAGGGGCCAGGGGACCUGGGGCCAGCUCAGAGUGUCCAGAUCUAGACGUCCCCUCACAGACACUCACAACACCCUCUGUGGUCAUGGGGCUCGGCUAGGACUGCCUGUUUAAAAACAUGAUCGUGCUGGGUUCCCUGGGUGUCCUGUUACCUCAAGGGGCUUCCAGGCAGCUGGGGGCUUGAGAGCAGGUUCCUCAACCUGGUGUGUGAUACACCCAGAAAACUGCAGGAACAGCAAGGAUCACACUGAACUCCCUCCAUUCCAAGCCUGGGAGGAGGGUGCUCUGUGUACCCACUGACUUUCUCCUGACGGAGAGAAAGGAUUAGAAGCAUCAGAGGUAUGAAAAGACUGGUUGGCGUGUUUCUUUCUUUCUUCCUUUUUUUUUGUAAUGAUGACAGAUGUGCUAUUUUUUCAGUGGGUGUUUUUGUGAUACAUGUAGGACACCCAGGUGAUGACAUAGCCACAGGGACACCAGGAACAGGCCAGGCUGUGGGUAGGAGGUGGGGAUGGCCAGGGAAGACACUGCCUGCCUGCCUGCCUGCCUGCCUGCCGGGGGCCCUUUUACACCCCUUGACACGCGGAUCCAUGCAAAGCUAGGUGUUGGUUCUGUGAGCUUGUGCUGAGCCAUCACCGUUACCCCGUGGCAGUGUUUGAGCAGGCGGCCGUGGGAUUGCCACCUUCAGAAAAGUCCCCUGUCUGGGAGUCCCACACCUCCUGAUCCUAAAUCCAGAUUUUCCAGAGGGGGAGGUAGACAGAGGGGAAGAGGAAGUCCCCAACUGGAGACCCAGACAGGAUAGCCCUUCACAGGCAGGACGAAGAUCUGGCAAAGAUGGCUCCUCGGUCCCCUGUGCUGCUCACCUGGCCAGGCCUCCAGGCUGGCAGAGGCCAUAAGGUGGCAGAGCUCACGCCUGGCUACUUGAUGUGUCACAUGAGGCAGCAUUUGAGAUGGGGUGUCUGAAUCAGGGAGGGAACCGUUUUUCUGCCAAGGGCCAUUUGCAUAUUUAGAAUGGAACGGACAGGCCAUGCAAAAGUGUCAUCUUGAAAGUGAGUCCUUAGUGCCGCCAUGACAAAGCGUCUGCAUUUACUGAGUGUCAUGUCCAUCCAUCUGUCAGUCAGUCCCUCCCUCUACCCCCACCCCACCCCCCACAGCCCCUGAAUAAAGGAUUCCACCGCCCCCCUCCCCACAUCUGAAUGACUGAAGUCACUUGCUCUUGCCUGGUUUUAAACUUGCUCUGAGUUCCAGCGUUUAUGUGGGGACCUCUCUGCCUUGUCCUCCUCCCAGCAUGGACACCUGAGCUCCAGGGGUCCCUGCCCCCCACCCCCCACCCCUCUAGCCCCUCACACAUGGACAAGCAGAAUGAGAAGACUCCCAUGGCUACAGGCGAUAGACCACAUUCUGAAUCCAGAGAGAAAGUGCUUUAGGGCUGCCAGAUCCCCUGUCUCUCCCAGAACUGGCUCUGUGGGGUGCUGAAGAUGCCACAGAGGGGCACGUAUGACCCAAGAAGGCUCUGCAGACCCCAACCCAGGGCACCCCACUAGCAUAGGUAAACUUCUGGAGGGCUCCCCCAAGGCCUGGGUUGCCACAGGGAAGAGCCCCUUCCCCAAAGGCCUCUGCAGCAACACCCCCCAGAGAAGAAGCUCUCACUCUGAAGCCUGGUGACCGCAGGGAACCUUCCAGAAGCAGAGGCAGACUCAGGGUGUGUACAGGUUCAAUUUCUCUGCCGCUAGUGUCCGCAGCACUGCCUGAUAGAAACUGAAUGCAAGUCACACGUGUGAUUUUUUUUGUUUGUUUUUUCGGUUGGUUAGUUCACUUAAAUCUUUAUCAAAUUUUGUUUUCCACUACCCACCCUUUAAAAAGUCAAAACAAGUUAAUUUUAAAAAAUAAUAAUAACUGAUUUACCUGUGAUUAUUAACUACUGUAAUCUUGGGUAUUAUCGAAUUCAAUCUGCCGGAAUCAUCCAACGUUAUUUCAGUGUGUGACGGUGAAAAGUGUGAAUGAAGUGCUUUCCGUUCUUUCUUCCUUUUGUACUAA
Messenger RNA from Erinaceus europaeus (western European hedgehog), 4316 nucleotides. It is a transcript of the gene RNF150, whose product is annotated as ring finger protein 150. The transcript has 8 exons. Bases 331 to 1680 code for a protein of 449 amino acids. The record is from RefSeq and is a predicted model, not a curated record. Lineage: Eukaryota; Metazoa; Chordata; Mammalia; Eulipotyphla; Erinaceidae.